This is a messenger RNA of Lymnaea stagnalis (great pond snail), 443 nucleotides long. Lineage: Eukaryota; Metazoa; Mollusca; Gastropoda; Lymnaeidae. The record is from the annotation of a GenBank genome assembly.
GUUGAGCACCGGCUCAGUAGACUUAUCCUCCCCUAACAUUGAAGAGGUCUUCUUGCUCAAGUCAUCUUCUCCCGGUUGUGCCAGAAGCUGUACAACUUCCUACCUCAGCAACCUCAUGCGUCAGCCUCCCGGCGCGCAGACUAACGCCGCGUCGGCGCGUGUUGUCGUGACCUCAGGGGCGGACAACAGCGUGACCCGUCGCUCUGACUCGUCACCCGUCUACCUCCACCCAGCCUUUCAUCUACCUCCGUCUACUACCUCAGACAUCCGGAAAAAAAAUAGCCCCUCGAUGUGUUUAUUCUCCCCUGCCGGCAACUCUAGCCCGCAAGGACUACCUCGACACAACAAUGCAAAGACCUACCCUGCCAGGGCCUUACUGAAACAGUCUCUGGCACCAUUCCAUGGCAGCAUCGCAAGCAGCAGCAGCAGCUCUAACACCCGAC